Molecule: messenger RNA, 1605 nt
Organism: Drosophila serrata
Lineage: Eukaryota; Metazoa; Arthropoda; Insecta; Diptera; Drosophilidae
Biological process (GO): fatty-acyl-CoA biosynthetic process; long-chain fatty acid metabolic process
Molecular function (GO): long-chain fatty acid-CoA ligase activity
Source: RefSeq, a predicted model, not a curated record
AUGUCCAAGUUACCCUGCAGCUAUGAUCCUGAGAAGAGGAUCUGGAAGGGCAUGCCCCAGUACACCCCCUUCAAGCCAGAUACCUCCCUCGGCCGUAUCAUCUUCAAGAACAUGAGGAACUGGCCCCAGAACGUCUGUCAGAUUUCGGACACCGAGGGCGUGGAGGUCACAUUCGGUCAGGCUCUUACCUGGGCCGUUCGCAUCGCACAGCACCUGAAGAGCCGUGGCCUUGACCACAAGGAUAUCAUCGGUAUCUCUGCCAAGAACACCACCUAUGUGAUGCCCAUCGCAGUGGCCUGUUUCUUCCACGGAACACCCUUCCAGUCGGCGAACCCUAUUCUCGAAGAAUCUACGCUCAAGCACUUAUACACCAUCUCCAAGCCAAAAAUAAUAUUCACCGAUGCCGUGCACUAUGAGAAAUUGUACUCCGCCACCAGCGACUUUAAGCCAGAGAUUAUCCUCACCACCGGCACCAAGGAGGGAGUCCUCAGUAUACAGGAUCUGCUGCAUCCGACUAAGACGGAGUUCUAUUACCAGCCAACGCCCCUGAAGGAAGGACCCAAGCAGACAGUGGCCAUCCUUACUUCAUCCGGCACCACAGGAAUGCCCAAGGCUGUGUGCAUCUCCAACGAUAUCCUGACCCAGGAAACUAUCUUCGUCAACUCCAGCGACACCAUCUUCAUCUCGGCCAGCCUGGACUGGAUCACGGGUCUGUGGGCCACCAUUUUCAGCACGGUGAAUGGCUGCACUCGUAUCAUCAGCAGCAACCCCUUCACCGCGGAUUACUUUGUUUCUCUGGUGAGGAAGUACCGCAUCACGUACGCUCUGAUUCCGCCGGAGCACUGCUGCGCUCUGCUGGACUGCCCAGCGGCAACACCGGAGGCAAUGGGUAGCCUUACCAAGCUGAACUUCGGUGGCGGCCGCAUGACACAGGCCACCUUGGAACGCAUCAAGAAGCUGGCACCCAACGGAGUGCUCAACUCCUCGUACGGCAUGACUGAAGUGGGUUUCAUUGUGUUCAAUCAUGGACACUUGAAGCUGACGGCGGCUGGCAACCCGCUGCCGGGCAUCCAGAUAAAGAUCGUUGAUGACGAUGGCAACAGCUUGGGCCCGAACCAGACGGGUGAGAUCAUUGUGCACAAUGGCUUCAACUGGAACGGAUACUUUGCGGACCCCGUGGCCACCAAGGAGAUGCAGGACGAGGAGGGUUGGUUCCACACCGGUGACAUGGGCCACUUCGAUGAGGACGACUACCUGUACAUGACCGAUCGCAAGAAGGAGGUGCUCAAAUGGAAGGGCCUACAAAUGUCGCCCGCCGAGGUGGAGGCAGUCAUUGACGAGCUGCCGGAGGUGAAGCGCGUCUGUGUCAUUGGUGUCUAUGACGAGACGCAGGGCGAUGUGCCCGGAGCCCUGAUUGUCCGCGAGGAGAACGCCACCCUCACCGCCCAGCAGGUGAUAGACCAUGUGGCCAAGCGGCUUCCCGACAUCCAGAAGCAGUUGCGUGCCGGUGUCCAAUUCGCGGAUGAGAUUCCUCAGAACCACAACGGCAAGGCUGUGCGUCGCUAUGCCCGUGAUCUGUUCGUGGCCCUCUCCAAGAAGAACUGA